AUGCCAGAUGACACAGAGGAGAAAGAUACCCCACUUUGGAGACCUGGACCACCUGAAAAACCAGUGCUGUGCAAUGCUUGUGGAUCAAGAUGGAGGAUUAAGGGGAGUCUGGACGACUAUAUCCCAAAACAUGCCAACAAAGAAACUCAAAGCUUUCUACUAGCCAAGUUACCUUCUGAUGUGAAGCCACUUGUCUUGGCUCAUGAUAACCAAAGGCUAGAAGUUGGACAAAAGGUUGCUGGAACUGAUGGCUCUUCAGCUUGUAGUGAAGAGAAAAUAGAUGACAUAUCAAGCUCAGGGUCACCAGGAUCUUUCUCAGAGAACUGCAUGCAGAUGCAAGGAACAAAUGGAGAAGCAGCCAAAGGUCCUCUCUGGAAUCCUAACAGUGUUCCGAGAAGAAAGAGAUCAAAGCUUAAACAAUAUAUUUUGUCACCUGUCGAAAGACUUCAUAGGCAACUUUACCACAUGCUACAAGAACCAGAGUUUGCCAAUACAUCUGCAAAUGAAGAAGAGAUUCUAAUCUACCAAAAGAGCAAAAGUAUUCCUCCAGAUGAGAUUGGUAACGGAGCAAUGCUGCUCAUAUCACCAAGUACUGCUAGAGAAGACUCAAAGCCUCAAUUCACUACAGCAGAAAAUAACGGUUCUUGCUCAUCAAAUUUUCGUAAUGAGAAUUCAUCUCUGUAA
Messenger RNA from Nicotiana tabacum (common tobacco), 684 nucleotides. Lineage: Eukaryota; Viridiplantae; Streptophyta; Magnoliopsida; Solanales; Solanaceae. The record is from RefSeq and is a predicted model, not a curated record.